AUGAUGGAUGAUAUAAAAAAUAAAAAAAUGUUCGGAUUCAAACUUUUAAUAUAUAUAGAUGAGGAAAAUGUCCUUAAAGAUUUUUUAUCAUGUUUUAGGGUAAAAAGCAAUGCUUAUUUAAAAAUAUACAUUUGUACACUAUCAUUCAACAAAGAAGUAUAA
Messenger RNA from Vairimorpha ceranae, 162 nucleotides. RefSeq lists its product as hypothetical. The transcript has a single exon. The record is from RefSeq and is a predicted model, not a curated record. NCBI's taxonomy places the organism in Eukaryota, Fungi, Microsporidia, Nosematidae. The coding region runs from base 1 to 162 and encodes 53 amino acids.